AUGAGCCCGGGGCAGGGCAGCAUGAGCCCCGCGCUGCUCCCCGCGCUGCUGCCGCUGCUGCCGCUGCUGCUGGCGAGCCCCGGGCUGUGCUGCAGCUGCGCCCCCGCGCACCCCCAGCAGCUGCUCUGCGACUCCGCGCUGGUGAUUCGAGCAAAAAUAUCCAGCGAAAAGGUGGUUCCUGCCAGUGAUGAUCCCCUUGAUACUCACAAAAUGAUCCGGUAUGAAAUCAAACAAAUAAAGAUGUUUAAAGGAUUUGAAAAGCUCAAGGAUGUCCAGUAUGUCUAUACCCCUUUUGAUUCGUCACUCUGUGGAGUGAAAUUAGAAGCCAACAACAAAAAACAGUAUCUUCUGACAGGCCAAAUUUUAAGUGAUGGCAAAGUCCUCAUCCAUUUGUGCAACUACAUUGAACCGUGGGAUGAUUUAUCCUUGUCUCAAAAGAAGAGUCUGAAUCAGAGAUAUCAAAUGGGCUGUGGCUGCAAGAUAACCACAUGCUACAUGGUGCCCUGCUCCAUCACUGCCCCCAACGAGUGCCUGUGGACAGACUGGCUGAUCGAGAGGAAGCUCUACGGGCACCAAGCCAAGCACUAUGCCUGCAUCAAGAGGAGCGACGGCACCUGCAGCUGGUACCGAGGUGGGCCCCCCCCCGAGAAGGAGUUCAUUGACAUAAGUGAACCUUAAAAGCAGCACUUCCUAAAAAGCCUUGGGGUCUCAUUCCAUCCACCACUGCCCACUCACAGCUCUGAACUGCCAUCGUCUCAUGUAUCUGUCGCUUAGAAACACAAAUUGUCCUGCCAGUAAAGUCCGAGCUGUGGGACUGGCACUGGUGUAGGACAAGGACAAACCUCCUGGAGGUACCUACUCUGUGCUGUUAUGCUUUGCACAGAGGCUCGAGCUGAGAAAGCUCCUCUGUGUCCUCCAAGGCAUAACAAGUUCCCUUUUCCCAAUAUGAAUGUACAAGAACAAAAGAGUUGCCAGAAUUUGUCCCCUGUUUGAUAACCUACAGAUUAAGAGCACCCCGUGUUGUAUUCCAGAUCUUUCCAAUGAACCACAGAAUAUUUUAUAGAACUAUUUUUUCUGCAUGAAAGUCUUUGACACAAAAGAAUUGUUGUACAGUGUAUAUGUAAAAUAUUAUAACAAUGUGCAAUUUAAAAAAAAUCACAAAUAUUUCCUUACCUGUUGAAACAAGUUGAACACUUCUGGGAUUAAAACAAUCUGUGCUCCA
Molecule: messenger RNA, 1222 nt
Organism: Empidonax traillii (willow flycatcher)
Lineage: Eukaryota; Metazoa; Chordata; Aves; Passeriformes; Tyrannidae
Gene: TIMP4
Product: TIMP metallopeptidase inhibitor 4
Exons: 5
Coding region: 1-678 (225 amino acids)
Biological process (GO): negative regulation of endopeptidase activity; negative regulation of membrane protein ectodomain proteolysis
Cellular component (GO): extracellular matrix
Molecular function (GO): metalloendopeptidase inhibitor activity; protease binding
Source: RefSeq, a predicted model, not a curated record